AUGGCUUCUCCACUGCAAGGCUCAAAAGUAGCCUUUAUCGGCGGUGGAAACAUGGCGGCCGCCAUAAUAGGAGGGCUGCUCGCCAGGGACAUCCCCAAGGAAUCCAUCUUCGUGUCCGAGCCAUGGGACGUCAAUCGGGACAAGAUGAAGAAGCUCGGAGUACACACGACCGCUUCCAACGUCGAAGCCACGCAGGAUGCCGACAUCGUCAUUCUGGCCGUCAAGCCGCAGGUCGCCAAGGAAGUCUGUCGAGAGCUCGGCAGUGCAUGGACGCAGAAGAGCCAGACUCCGCUGCUCAUUUCCAUCGCCGCGGGUAUCACGCUGGACAGUCUGCAGCAGUGGUUGAAGCUGGGCGACGGCCGCACGCCACAUACUGUGCGCGUCAUGCCGAACACCCCGGCUUUGGUGGGCGAGGGUGCCUCGGGCCUGUUUGCGAGUCCCGAUGUGUCCGAGGCCGAAAGGGACCUCACCACUGCGCUACUGGGCAGCGUGAGCAAGGCGGUUGAAUGGGUGGACAAAGAGGAGCUUCUCGAUGUCGUCACCGGACUUUCUGGUUCCGGACCAGCGUACUUCUUCGCCCUGGUAGAACACCUAAUCACCAGCGCCACUGGACUGGGACUUUCGACGGAACAAGCGACGCGGCUGGCCAAGCAGACUUGUUUCGGUGCCGGCAAGAUGUUGGUCGAGUCUUCCGAUGACCCAGCCCAACUGCGAAAGAACGUGACGAGCCCGAACGGGACCACCGAUGCAGCUUUGAAGAGCUUCGACGCGUCUGGAUUCGCGGAGAUCGUAGACAAGGCCGUCAAAGCAGCAACGAGUCGAGGCGAGGAGAUGGGAAGGACGUUAGGGGCGUCCUCUUAA
Exophiala spinifera is the source of this 861-nucleotide messenger RNA. Its product is annotated as pyrroline-5-carboxylate reductase. Gene Ontology annotation, molecular function: pyrroline-5-carboxylate reductase activity. Gene Ontology annotation, biological process: L-proline biosynthetic process. The coding region runs from base 1 to 861 and encodes 286 amino acids. The transcript is spliced from 2 exons. Lineage: Eukaryota; Fungi; Ascomycota; Eurotiomycetes; Chaetothyriales; Herpotrichiellaceae. The record is from RefSeq and is a predicted model, not a curated record.